This is a messenger RNA of Rhododendron vialii, 855 nucleotides long. Its product is annotated as probable glutathione S-transferase. NCBI's taxonomy places the organism in Eukaryota, Viridiplantae, Streptophyta, Magnoliopsida, Ericales, Ericaceae. The annotation marks the transcript as partial. Gene Ontology annotation, cellular component: cytoplasm. Gene Ontology annotation, biological process: glutathione metabolic process. Gene Ontology annotation, molecular function: glutathione transferase activity. The transcript is spliced from 2 exons. The record is from RefSeq and is a predicted model, not a curated record.
ACGGGCCCUGAAUAUCAGACGAUUCAGACCAUCGAAAGAGUUCAGCUACUUGGAUUUUGGCCUAGCCCGUACAGUUACAGAGUGAUAUGGGCUCUGAAGCUAAAGGGCGUCAACUACGAAUACAUAGAAGAAGACUUCCCCAGCAAGAGCGAACUGCUCUUACGAUAUAACCCGGUUCACAAGAAGAUCCCUGUGCUCAUUCAUCGAGGCAAACCGAUCGUCGAGUCGCGCGUUAUCCUCGAGUACAUCGAAGAAACGUGGCCCGAAAAUCCGUUGCUGCCGAAAGAUGCUUAUGAGAGAGCCGUGGCUAGAUUUUGGAUCCAAUUUGGAGAGGAUAAGGGUCUCACUUUCUAUGGUUUCUUUCGAUCAACUACCAGAGAGGCACAAGAGAAAUCUGGCAAAGAAGUCAUCGAAGUACUUAAGAUCUUAGAAGAGCAAUGCCUUGGGGAUAAAAUGUUCUUCGGGGGAAGCUCUUUGGGACUAGUAGACAUAUCAUUUGGAUGGCUUGCGUACUGGUUUGGAGUCAUGGAAGAAGUUGUAGGCGCCAAAUUGUUUGAACCAAAUGCAUUCCCGCGAUUGCAUGCUUGGGCUCAGAACUUCAAGGAAAUUUCUCUGAUCAAAGAAAAUCUUCCCGAUCGCGAGAGAUUGUCGGCUCAUUUCAAGCGCAUAAGGGAGAGUUUCUUCAUAGAUCUCUCAAGCCACAAUGAGUAGUUCUUGUGGUUUUGUUUUGGAUAUGACGAUCAAAUGUUACUUGUGUAUGUGAGUAUAUUUUUAUACAACUGUGAAAAUAAGAGAGGGCAUGUCCUUGACGAAAUUAGAUUCGUAUUAGUUGAUCUUAGUAUUGGACUAAGGUUG